GUAGUAUUGGCUAUGAAAAAUAACCACUUUCAAGGAAACUUGUCUGCAACAUUCAAAAAUGGAUGUCGUUUGAUGACACUAGACUUGAAUCACAACCAAAUACAUGGGAAGAUUCCACGAUCACUAGUCAAAUGUAAAAUGCUAGAAGUUUUGAAUGUUGGAAAUAACAAAUUGAAUGAUACAUUCCCUUUCUGGUUGGAGUCUUUACCAGAGUUACGGAUUCUUGUCUUGCGAGCAAAUAGAUUCCAUGGUCCUAUAUGGGAUCUGCAUGUAAAUUUUGGCUUAUCCAAGCUACAUGUCAUUGACCUCUCUCACAAUAAUUUCUCUGGCCAGUUACCAUCAGAGUUCUUUCAAAAUUGGAGUGCAAUCUCAAGGGUCACUGGCUACGACAAAUCACAAUUGGGGUACAUGAGAGACGCUUCCAGUUACUAUACAGACUCACUGACUAUAGUGAAUAAGGGAAUAGAAUUGGAAUUGGUAAAAAUCUUCACCAUAUUCACAGCUAUUGAUCUCUCUAACAAUAGGUUUUAUGGAGAAAUUCCAGAGAGCAUGGGGAACCUCAAGGCACUAAUUGUACUCAAUUUAUCAAGCAAUAACUUUAUGAGCCUUAUCCCAUCAUCGUUGGGAAACCUAGUUGAGCUUGAAUCUUUGGAUCUUUCUCGAAAUAGCAUCUUUGGUGAAAUCCCUCAACAGCUAACAAGUCUCACAUUUCUUGAGUAUUUGAACCUCUCUCAAAAUCAACUUUUUGGUCCAAUUCCACAAGGUGGGCAAUUUUUGACGUUUCAAAGUUCCUCUUUUGAGGGAAACAUUGGAUUGUGUGGCUUUCAGUUGUCAAAGAAAUGUGGAAAUAAUGAAAUACCAACUUCUGAAAUGAGAAAUGAGUCGUCAUUGGGAAAAGGAUUUGGCUGGAAAGUGGUAGUGAUAGGAUAUGCUUGUGGAUUGGUAAUUGGAUUGGUUACUGGACAUUUUGUCACCUCAAGAAGGACACAUUGGCUUGUGAGAAAUUUUGGAGUGAACUUACAUAUGUGAAGAUUAGGACUAGCAGAGGCACUUGCUAUAGAUUUACAGCUAUUGUAAUGAUUUUAUUUAAGUGUGUAAUAAGUUAAGCCUUGUUGAGUG
Messenger RNA from Quercus lobata, 1119 nucleotides. Its product is annotated as receptor-like protein 18. The record is from RefSeq and is a predicted model, not a curated record. The coding region runs from base 13 to 1029 and encodes 338 amino acids. Lineage: Eukaryota; Viridiplantae; Streptophyta; Magnoliopsida; Fagales; Fagaceae. The transcript has a single exon. Gene Ontology annotation, molecular function: protein binding.